AUGGAGAAAAAGUACAUAUCAUCAGAUGAACUUUCAAAGCACAACAAGAAAGGAGAUCUAUGGAUCUCAAUUCAGGGUAAGGUUUACAAUGUUUCCGAUUGGGGUCAACAUCACCCUGGCGGAGAGGUUGUUUUGUUGAAUCUCGCUGGCCAGGAUGUCACCGACGCGUUUAUAGCGUAUCAUCCUGGUACUGCAUGGAAACAUCUUGACAAUUUUUUUACCGGCUUUUACCUUGAUGAUUUUAAGGUUUCUGAGGUUUCUAAGGAUUAUAGGAGACUUGUUUCUGAGUUUGUCAAACUGGGUUUGUUUGAAAAGAAAGAACAUGUUACUCUCUUCACAUUAACUUCUGUUGCUAUUAUGUUUUCUAUUGUUGUUUAUGGCGUUGUUGGCUGUGACAGUGUUUGGGCUCAUUUGGGUUCUGGGAUGUUGUUGGGUUUGCUUUGGAUGCAAAGUACUUAUGUUGGUCAUGAUUCUGGCCACUACGAGGUUAUGUCAAGUCGGGGUUAUAAUAAAUUGGCUCAGAUUAUAUGUGGAAAUUGUUUGACUGCAUAUCCCGGUUUUCGCGGUCUCCUCGCGCUUGUUUGGCUGAACUUGUAUCUUCAGACUUUCUUGCUCUUGUUUUCGCCGACCCGAAAUGUCCCUGAUAGACUCUAUAACAUUAUGGGGAUUGCCGUGUUCUGGACUUGGUUCCCUCUUCUGUUGUCAUGCCUACCUAGUUGGCCGGAGAGGUUGAUGUUUGUUCUUGCUUGUUUUGUGGUUUGUUCCAUCCAACAUCUUCAAUUCUGUUUGAAUCAUUUCGCUGCUAACGUCUACGUCGGUCCUCCGAGCGGAAACGAUUGGUUUGAGAAGCAGACUAGCGGAACAUUGGAUAUCUCUUGUUCCACAUGGAUGGAUUGGUUCUUUGGUGGUUUGCAGUUUCAGCUUGAGCAUCAUUUGUUUCCAAGGCUACCUAGAGCUCAAUUGAGGAAGGUUUCACCAUUGGUGAUUGAUCUUUGCAAGAAACAUAAUUUGCCUUAUAGAAGUUUGACAUUUGUUGAGGCAAAUCUCUGGACUCUCAAGACUCUCAGAACUGCCGCACUGCAAGCUAGGGAUUUCACUAAUGCUGCUCCACAGAACUUGUUGUGGGAAGCUUUUAAUACUCAUGGAUGA
Messenger RNA from Vicia faba (fava bean), 1149 nucleotides. Lineage: Eukaryota; Viridiplantae; Streptophyta; Magnoliopsida; Fabales; Fabaceae. The record is from the annotation of a GenBank genome assembly.